Molecule: messenger RNA, 606 nt
Organism: Micropterus salmoides (largemouth bass)
Lineage: Eukaryota; Metazoa; Chordata; Actinopteri; Centrarchiformes; Centrarchidae
Exons: 4
Coding region: 101-298 (65 amino acids)
Source: RefSeq, a predicted model, not a curated record
UGUGUGUGUGUCAGCAGGGGAUAAAAGUCGGCCUCGGUUGUUCCUUGCCUCAGUUUUUGCUGCUUGUGGAGUCGUGUGGACGAGAACCAGAACCAGAACCAUGAAGGUCUACCUGCUGCUGCUGCUACUGCUGCCGCUCUGCUCAGCGAAGCAGUUUCACAUCCAGUGUCACGGAGAGGACUUCCUUAUGGUCAACAACAUGCUGCUGGACUGCACCAGCAAAGUCCAGCAGGCCUGCUACACCAGAGGACCAGGACCCCUAUUUUUAAAACCUGGGUACGGCCCUGGCCCCGUGUGAAGGACUCAGCCUGAACCUGGAACAGUUUCAAAUGAAGGUAGCGGAGAGAAGGGCUGCACUCCCCUGGAGAACUGUUCUCGACCCGGUUGGACCUGCUGCUACACCAGCGGCUGCAACGCCUGAGCCAAUCACAGCCUAGGAAAUGCUGACAUCAUGAAACUGCCAUGUGAUGUUAAAUAAACUUGUGAGGGAGAUUUCCCAGAAUGCAGCGUUGCAUUUGUCUGUGUAAACAUGAACAUUUACAGUCUGUGGACUUUGAAUGAUGUCUGUUUGUUUCUGUAGACUUUAAUAAACUCUGAGAAACCUUU